Electrophorus electricus (electric eel) is the source of this 1522-nucleotide messenger RNA. It is a transcript of the gene ccdc152, whose product is annotated as coiled-coil domain containing 152. Lineage: Eukaryota; Metazoa; Chordata; Actinopteri; Gymnotiformes; Gymnotidae. The record is from RefSeq and is a predicted model, not a curated record.
AUUAGAUGAAACCAACAGAAUUCUAAAGUUUUCACAGAACAAGGAGAAACAUUUAAUUGAAGAGAGAAAUGGGAUGCUGGGGACCAUCAGUUCUCUCCAAAACAAUUUACAGCAACACACUGACACUCGAGUUGAAAAUGAGAAGCUGAAAAAUAUUAUUCUUGACUUGAAGAAACAAAAUGAAGCACAAGUAAAGGAGAGCUGUACUUGUAUUCAGAGGCUGGAGGCAGAGAUGAAAGCUCUACAAGAGCAACACCAGAGGGAGCUGGAUGGCUUUACUAAGGAAACACACAGGAAAUUGGAAUCUAAAGCUGUUGAAAUGAAAGAGGCGCUGGAGAGAAAGGAGAGUACUUUGGAGGAGAUCAGAAGGAAAAUAAAGGACCAGGAGAAAGAAAAGCAAAGUGAAAUCAUAAAGCUACAAAUGGAGUUCAGUGCUAGGCUUGCAAGGGCCCAGAGUAUGUCAGUUAAGACCCAACAGCAACCACAAGGUUCUGGACUCCUUGCUCAGAACAUCUUUAAAAGAAAGUUGCAGGCCCUGCAGGAGGAGAAGAACAGAGAAAUUGAGGCUCUACGUCAGAGAGUGAAAGCGAUGGAACAGCAAAGUCUGCUUGGUUUCUCUGAGUCGUGUCUGAAGAAGAAGAGAAUUUAAAUAGCCUGUGCUAGCUAUUGUAGCAUUGUACCCCGAUUUAUUCCACAAAUGUGGUACAGUGUUGAUUUGUUAAUUUGUUACACAUCGCAUAAUACAUUUAAUUGUUAUCUUGAUUUGAAUUUUGAAUAAUGCGUAUAUAAAAUAUUUUGUAUUUUUAUUAAUUGUCCAGGAGAAUGAGCAUUGCAAGGGUCAAAAAGUGAGUCGGCAUUGGAGCAUGUUCAGCUGUGUUUAUCAUGAAUAAACACAGCCACUGCACUAUUGAAAACCUACUAUCUAUUAGAAACACCUUAUUAAAUCCUUAAACACCUCCUUAAACACCUCAUUUCAGUGCAACCUAUGUCUGUAUUCACUUUUGAUCUAGUUCAAUAAAUGUAUCAAUAAAGGACAGUAUGGGGUGGGGCUUUUUUAGUACACAAAAAGUGCUUCCUGUUCCUUCUCCACAUAUGUGCCCAGGAAUUAUUAAGUACACAUUAUGGAAACAUGGAAAACGCUGCCUCCUUCAAAGAAAGGAGCAAUCACUCAUUUAUAUCUAGUAUAUAUUGCAUAUACACCUGCUUAUAAUCUUAAAACAGUGUUAAAACACAGACUCAAAUUAAGACUUUAGGUGUCUUACUGAUGCAAAUUUAAACACUGUCAAAGCAGAAGCAUGGCAUGUUGAAAUAAAACCUUUUGAUGGAUAUCAUGCAUAUGCAUUUUCAGUGUAUGUAUUAGGAGUGCAUUUAUAUUGUUCAUAUUAGAAGAGAAGCUCAUACCUAAAUGUGAAGAAGAAUAAAUGCCCGAGAGGCAUUUAUUAGUUACUUAGGGUUUACCAACAUAAUGGUUUAAUGUUUAAGGGUAUUCUGAUGUCAGUAGCAUGCCAGAACAUAUCCAAUA